Messenger RNA from Hyphopichia burtonii NRRL Y-1933, 1941 nucleotides. RefSeq lists its product as uncharacterized. The record is from RefSeq and is a predicted model, not a curated record. Lineage: Eukaryota; Fungi; Ascomycota; Pichiomycetes; Serinales; Debaryomycetaceae. The transcript is spliced from 2 exons. The coding region runs from base 29 to 1510 and encodes 493 amino acids. Gene Ontology annotation, molecular function: protein binding.
CUUGAGUCCUAGGUUAUUGACAUUCAAAAUGGACAAGAAUAACCCUUUACUUCCAUUUGCAUUCUCGACGUCAUCAUUUGAUGAAAAGGUGCCAUUGAACACAACUCCCAGAAACCGAAAGAUCAUUGAUGAAAACGCUAGCAGCAUGUAUCACACGAGGGUUACUCCCGAAACCAAACGAAAAGGCCCUACUUUGAAAGUUCAUCCCGGAUUGAAGCGUAAAAUGGGAGAGAGUUUUAAUGAGAAGGAUGAUAUCAAAAGAAGAGAUACUUUUUUCAAUGAUUUUGGCGACGAUCCAACAUUAAUCGAUGGAGAUGCAAAGACUGACGAGGAUACUGGUGGUGAAGAAUUCAAAUCCAGAGACUAUAAAGAUGGUAGUCCAACUUUGGAACCUCAGAUACAUUCCGAGUUUGACAUUGGGACAUCUGAUUAUAAUGUUCCAGAUUCUCCAACCCAUAAUUUUCCGAGUGAAAUCAACCACCAAGAAUACCAUGAACUUGAUUUGAAUGAUCACAAGCCCAAUAGUGCUAAAUCUUUAAUAUAUGAGUUAUCAUCUAAGAAAAAAAGAUCCCGUCUUGAUAAUAUGAGUUCUGAUGCCGACUUCGGAAUUGACCAAUUCAAUCGAUUCAAGGCUACUACAAAUUGUCCAUCUACUGAUAAAAAUUUGGAUACUGAAGAGUACGAAGAACAGCAAAGACAAGUUCAUGAAAACGCAAGACAAAUUGUGAUUGGUGCUUUCGAAGAUAUGAACACCACUAUCCAUUUAGAAGGAUUGGGAAUACGACAAAUCCCCGAAGAAAUUAAGGACUUUGAUAACUUAGUCAUUUUUGAUUUCGAUGCUCCUACUCAAAAUUCUUACCAAUUAUACCUCACUAAUAAUAAAAUCGACGAAUUACCUCCAUCUUUAUUCAAUUUCACAAAACUAAAUGUUUUGGGUUUACGUCAAAAUAAAUUAUCAAGAAUACCUCCACUUAUAAGGAAAUUGGAAAAUCUAGUUGAUCUUUCCUUGGGAACUAACAAGUUAGAAUACUUACCUCCACAAAUCUUGGAUUUGCCUAAUCUUUCUACAUUUAGAGCUGGUCCAAAUCCUUACAUGAAAAUUCCUGAUGAUGCUAUAGAAGUGAAGACAGUUACUGUAAACCUGUUCAAGACCAAAAAAUAUUUCACUCCUUUAAAGUGGAAAACGGAAAGCAAAAAAUUAGUGCCAUCUUUGAAAAACUUAUGUCUUGAUACAAUUGCCAAUUACGAUGUCACUUACCAAGAAACAAAAAAUUGGAAAAAACACACUCCUAAAAUUUUUCACAGCGUAAUCGCAUCAGCAAUUUCUAAAGGUCAAUAUGAAGAGUCCUGUAGUGAAUGUGAUAGAAUUGUUGUUGAACCAGUAGCUGAAAGUAUCGAAUGGUGGGAUUUCUUACAAAAUAAAGAUGUCCCAAUUAAGAGGCAAUUUUGCUCGGGUAUGUGUGCAAAAAAAUGGGAGAGGUCUACAUUAAUCGACCAGGAGUAUUUUUGAUUCUGCUUCCCCUUAAUUAAUCAACGAUUAACGACUUAUAUUACGAUAUUAUUUAUGAUACCCUAUAUAUUCCAUUUAGGCAUUUUUUAAUUCAUGCUUUUCUUCACGAAAAAUUCGUAGUCUUCUUUAACGACAUAAUUUCCUGGAAAGAUUCCCGCUUCACCGUUGAGCUCUCCUUUCCACCACUCACCAGCAUAGUCUAUUAGCCUGACAGUAUCACCUGCUCGCACGGUGAGAUCUCCCGGUUCUUGUCCAUUGAAACUAAAUUUUAUAGUACAGUAAACUUUAUCUUCUUUGAUAUUGCUGGUUGUCGCUAAAGACGAAGUUAAAUUUUGGAAAUACUGUUUUCUAAACUUCACAAUGAAUAAAUCUUCAAUUGAGUUUAAGGCUUUUUCGUUCUUCUCGUAAAACUCACAAAGUAAAACAUCGAU